AUGUCCGGACUAAAAAACGUUGCUGCGAAUGCAAAAGAACAAGCCGAAGAAGUUAACCAAAAAGCCCAGGAGCUGAUUGUUGAAAUCAACACGAUGAGUGAUGCGGUCUCGAAAUUGAAAGGUUUCGCUGGUGAGGGAAUUCGAAAUGUCACCAAUGAUGUUCGUGAAGCAAAUGAGGAAGCCCAAGAAGCGAUGAAAAAAGUUUCUGAAGUGAAAGAGCAGACGGGUGUUGAUGCAAAACGAAUUGUUGCACUUGGCGAACAGAUUAAACUGCUGCAGGAGAAAAUCAAGGAAGCACGCGAAAAAGCAUCACGUAUUCGGAUUUCGAUGAAAUCGGAUGAUGCUGGAGUGUGCCGUCGCGCUUUUGUCUCACCAGCUCACCUAGCGCCUCGUAAUGUAUUCGCGCUCAGAUAUCGUCCACUUCUCAAUGUCCCAGAUUCGCUGCUAUUUUUGACAAAAACAAAAGCAAAACGCACGCAGGAGUCCGAAUUUAUUGCCAUGGAAUUGCGUGAAAGACGCAUCGUGGUGCACUGGAAUAUUGGGUCCGGUACACGCAUGGUCACCAACACUCAUACAAUUAAUUAUAUUGCGCCUGGCGAUCGAACUGCU
Messenger RNA from Gongylonema pulchrum, 609 nucleotides. NCBI's taxonomy places the organism in Eukaryota, Metazoa, Nematoda, Chromadorea, Rhabditida, Gongylonematidae. The record is from the annotation of a GenBank genome assembly.